Molecule: messenger RNA, 2242 nt
Organism: Suricata suricatta (meerkat)
Lineage: Eukaryota; Metazoa; Chordata; Mammalia; Carnivora; Herpestidae
Gene: PHF21B
Product: PHD finger protein 21B
Exons: 13
Coding region: 1-1557 (518 amino acids)
Source: RefSeq, a predicted model, not a curated record
AUGGCGUCGGGCGCGGCGUCCCACUUCCGGGCUUCUCCCGAGGGCGGGUCUCCGUGUCCCGCGGGGGGAGCCCAGACUCGGCACCCCACGGCCACUGUCUUCACGCCAGCCUCUCCUCCGCCUCGUCUCCGGCUGCAUUGCUCCUUCCCCCACGUUUGUGACGGGAGGAGCCCCCGGAGGAGUCGCUGGCCAGCAGCCCCGGGCCAGGCUUUGGGAACCAUCACUGCAGUGCCUGUCACGGGUCCUCAGGUCAGCUCCUUGCAGAGGUUGGCCGGACAAGGAGCGGCUGUGCUACCUCAGGUUAGGCCAAAGACUCUGAUUCCAGACAGCCUCCCCGUCACCCCAGGCCGGGACCGGCCACCCAAGCAGCCCCCCGCGUUCCAGAAGGCCACCGUGGUCAGCAUCAAGAACCCCAGCCCAGCCCUCCCCACCGCCAACAACACCGUGAGCCAUGUGCCAGUGCCCAGUAGCCAGCCCCAGGCCCUCGCCGAGCCCCCGGCCGUCACCUCGCCCCUGAGCAGCGCUGGGGUAGCCUAUGCCAUCAUCUCCACCGCCCCCAGCAAUGCCGCCUCCAUCGCCCCCAGCACCGCCGUGUCUGUGGUCAGCGACAGCAUCAAGGUCCAGCCCGUCCUCAUCAGCGCCGACAAGAAGGUCAUCAUUAUCCAACCUCAAGCCAAGACGCAGCCCGAGAGCACGGCGGGGUCGCGGCCGCCCACGGAGGAGCCGUCUCAGGGAGCCCCGGCCACCAAAAAGAAGAAGGAAGACCGGCCCCCGAGCCAGGAGAACCCUGAGAAAAUCGCCUUCAUGGUAGCUCUAGGCCUGGUCACGACGGAGCACUUGGAAGAAAUCCAGAGCAAGCGCCAGGAGCGGAAGCGGAGAAGCACAGCGAACCCUGCCUACAGCGGCCUCCUGGAGACCGAGAGGAAACGGCUGGCAUCCAACUAUCUCAACACCCCCCUGUUCCUCACAGCAAGAGCCACUGAGGACCCCUGCUGGAAGACCGAGAUCACCCACGAUGAGCACUGUGCCGCCUGCAAGCGAGGGGCCGACCUGCAGCCCUGCGGCACCUGCCCGGGGGCCUACCACCUCAGCUGCCUGGACCCGCCCCUCAAGGCCGCACCCAAGGGCGUGUGGGUGUGCCCCAAGUGCCAGCAGAAGGCCUUCAAGAAGGACGGCGGCAUGGCCUGGUCCGGGAUGCUGGCCAUCGUGCACUCCUACGUCACGCACAAGACAGUCAAGGAAGAGGAGAUGCAGAAGCUGCGACGGAGAGGCAGCGAGCUACAGAGCGAGCACCAGCAGCUGCAGGAGCGCGACCGGCGCCUGGCCUCGGCAGUCAAGAAAUGCCUUGAGCUUAAGACGAGCCUGCUGGCCCGGCAGAGGGGCACCCAGUCAUCCCUGGACCGGCUGCGGGCCCUCCUGAGACUGAUACAGGGCGAGCAGAUGCUGCAGGUCACCAUGACGACCACCAGCCCCGCCCCGCUGCUGGCCGGGCCCUGGACCACGCCCUCAGCAGCAGCCAUGCACUCCGCCCUCCAGCAGCCCCAGGGGCACAACUGACUCCCAGGGGCCGGCUUCACACCCACGGAAGGUUCCUGAGACCCCGAUCACCAGACCUGAGGGUUCUGUCCGCCUUAAUUCAUAAACACUAUGAAUUUCAGCCGAAAAUAAAACCAGACUGAGAGACACAGGAAAGAAGGGGAGGAAGAAGCGGGACGGGUAGGGAUGGAGGCCCACCCUGCCCCGGGAGGCCGAGGGUCCCGGCUGGUGGGGGACAGCUGUCCCCUCGGCCUCGUGCUGCCCCCCCGGGAGAGAGAAGGGCAAAGAGAGGUGGGGAGGGGAACCGGGAACCCGAAGACCUAGCUGAGUAGAGGCGGUAGUUGGGCACGCGGUGGUAGUAAGUCUAGGUAGGACCCCGCACCCCUCCCCGCCCGGGUGCCCGGGCUCCAGUGCUCUCCGGAUCCGGAGCCCCUGUCGGUCAGUAUUAUUAGCGGUAAGAGUCAAGCUGUUGAACUUGAAAGACACUACUCUGUGGGUCCCUCCAGGGACGCUGCCCCCACUGCCAGGGUCUCCGCGUGCCCCCGGUCUCCGGAGCACCCGCACCGUGCGCCUCCUCCCCUCUGCUGACCUCUUGGGGCUCAUGUUCCAACUUUAGGACUGAAGCCUUUUCUUUUCCCCUUUCGAAGAGCCGACCAAGUAUUUCACUCCUCGUUUCUUGCCAGUACAGACACUAUGCCAAAAAAUA